Molecule: messenger RNA, 336 nt
Organism: Indicator indicator
Lineage: Eukaryota; Metazoa; Chordata; Aves; Piciformes; Indicatoridae
Gene: TIMM10B
Product: translocase of inner mitochondrial membrane 10B
Exons: 3
Coding region: 1-336 (111 amino acids)
Cellular component (GO): mitochondrial intermembrane space chaperone complex
Source: RefSeq, a predicted model, not a curated record
AUGGACCCCGCGACCGAGCAGCAGCAGCAGCUGCGCAGCCUGAGGGACUUCCUGCUGGUCUACAACCGGAUGACCGAGCUCUGCUUCCGCCACUGCGUCUCCAACCUCAACUACCGGCUGCUCACCGGCCAGGAGGAGCGGUGCCUGGAGGGCUGUGCCGGGAAGUUGGUGCAUGCCAACCACCGCUUGGUGCGUGCCUACGUGGGCACCAUGCCGAGCAUCCUGCAGCGCCGAGCACAGCAGCUCCAGGAGCCACCACCCGCGGCCUCUACUGACCCCCUGGCAGCACCGGGCCCUGGGGAGCCCUCACAGGGGGGUGCCAGUGCUGGGACGUAG